UUUCAGAAAUCAAUUUUUUGUUAUCAAUGCUCAAACUCUGAAUGUUGUUCUGCUGUUUUUGUUGUUUCAGAAAUCAAUUUUUUGUGAUUAAUGCUCAUACUCUGAAUGUUGUUCUGUUUUGUUUUAAGGCUGUGUUUAGAAGAGGUGAUUGAUUUCUGAGUGUUGUUUUGUUUUUGUUUUAAAGCUGUGUGUUGUGUUCAAUUUUCAUUUUGUAGGAAAUUCUGAGGUAUAUAAGAAUUAAGAAGGAAGACUAUUUUAACGGUAUUAUUCUAUUGAUUCUGGUAUGCUACAAGCUUGAACAUAGAAUUAAAGAGAGAAACCCUUUAUUAUUUUAUCAUUGGCCUAUUUUUGGCAUUGCAUAUCAUUGUAGUUUGUUUAUUCAUAGAACCAGUUGUUUAUGAUCCUCUUUUGAAGUAAAAAAAUGCAGUAGAAGAGUGUUUAGAACCAGUUGCUUUAUUCAUUGAAUUUUUAUAGAAUUAGGUGUUUGUUUUUCCGGUUGAACUAUGGUUGAACCGGUUGAAUCAAUGAACUAAUGAACCAGUAACUAGAACGGUUCGAUGACCGGUCCGGUUUUCUGAACCUUGGAACAGAGUAACUACAUCCCUCCGUGAGCAGUCACACUCUCAACCCAAUCUCUCAUUCUGAGUCUCCCUUCCAUCACUGCAGCCGCCUGCCCUCACGGCCUCGCCUCUGUUUCGUCUUCUGCCUCAUCUCGUGCUUCCUUAUUCCGGUCGCCGUCCUCUGCUUCGCCGUCUCUGUGAUCGGGUUGCCCGUCUGCCUCUGCUCCUCCUGAAUCUGCCCGCUGCUCGUGCUCGGGUUAAUCUGUUCGCAGCAACGCAUUCCACAAUUCUGAGGGGGAAUUUUUUAGGGUUUUGGGAGCCAUGAACAACGUUGGCGAUCUCCACAAGGUUUGGGAAAUCAACGCUCUGAAGAGGAAGCCGUUGCAAGAAGAAGCCACCAAGAUGUUGGAGAAGAUCGCGAAACAGGUCCAGCCCAUUAUGCGCAAGCACAAAUGGAGGGUCAAGGUUCUCUCUGAAUUCUGUCCAAACAAUCCGCGACUUUUGGGGUUGAAUGUUGGAGCUGGUAUACAUGUGAAGUUGCGAUUGCGCAGACCGAACAGGGAUUUGGACUUCUACCCAUUUGAUCAAGUUUUGGAUACGAUGCUUCAUGAGCUUUGCCAUAAUGCCCAUGGUCCUCAUAAUGCCAACUUCUACAAGCUUUGGGAUGAACUUAGAAAGGAAUGUGAAGAGCUGAUGUCCAACGGAGUAACUGGCUCGGGAGAGGGGUUUGACCUUCCAGGAAGGCGCUUAGGUGGUCAUUCCCGGCAGCCACCCCUUUCAUCACUCCGUAAAACAGCACUUGCAGCUGCAGAAAAGAGAUCGCGAUUGGGAUCACUCCUUCCCUCUGGACCUAACCGUCUUGGGGGUGAUAGUGUUAUAAUGAAGGCACUUACUCCAGUGCAAGCGGCUGCAAUGGCUGCAGAAAGGAGAUUACAGGAUGACAUUUGGUGUGGUUCUCAAACCUGUGAAGCUUCAGAUCAUGAAGAUUUUAACUUUGAACCUGCUGCGAAUAUUGAGCGCAAGGGUAAAAAUGUGGGUAGCUCAAGACUUCGAGACAAUUCUUCUCUACCUUUGGAUCUGAAAUCUCAGAAAAGGAGUCGUGUCAUGGAUUCAAGUUUACUGGAUUGCUCGUCUAGUACCCCUAAAUAUGUUGAUUUGACUACGGAUGCACCACAGAUUGGAUCUAUCAUUGAACAAUGCACUGUGACUCAAGGAAGGGGUGUUGGUGGAUUAGAAAGCAUUUCACAUUCUGAGUCAAAUUCUCGGAUAGGAUCUACUUCUGCAAAUAUUACAAGCUCCUCCACUCCACUUUCUGGUGAUAAUAAUACAUCUCAUUCUGAAGAACUUGCAAUGUGGGAGUGCUCAAUGUGCACUCUGUUAAAUAAAACAUUAGCUCCAUUAUGUGAGUUGUGUGGCACACAACAGCCGAAAGAUUUUGCCACCAAAUACAGUACUUGGUCUUGUAAAUUCUGUACGCUGGAAAACAGUGUGAAGUUGGACAAAUGCUCAGCUUGUGAUCAGUGGAGAUACUCUCUUGGUGCACCAGUGUCAUCCCGUGCACCUAACGUCGGCACUUGAGUACAGUAGUUUAUAAGUAUAUGAAUGCUUAUAAGUUGUAACACUGGUGUUUGUGCAACUUAAUGGCAAAAUUAUUUCAUUUAUUGCUUUAUGGCAGUGGCUUAAGCAAAUGAAGAUGCCAAUGCUUGAUUUCUUUAACUUGAAGCUACGUGGAAAAUAGCAGUUCCAUUUUGAUCUUUUUCACUUGAUAGAUAUGACAAUUUCGAUAUAGUAUGUUGGCAUGGAGAUGUGUAUAGCUGAACUGCUGAAUUAGUAAGCAUUGUUGGCACUGCUCUGAGUUAUGCCUGAUUUGCAGAAUUUGGAUGCUGACUUUUGUGCAAGCAAAUUAAGAGCUUUUCACUGAA
Molecule: messenger RNA, 2482 nt
Organism: Arachis ipaensis
Lineage: Eukaryota; Viridiplantae; Streptophyta; Magnoliopsida; Fabales; Fabaceae
Source: RefSeq, a predicted model, not a curated record